AUGGACCAGAUCAUACCCAGUCCUGAGCCAGCAGCUGUGAAAGCCAAGGCUGCACAGGCUGUACCAUUAGCUUGCAAGCCAGAGCUGAACGCAAGCCUGACCCAGGUGUCUGGUGUUGCAAAUAUGUCUCCAGUACCUCCAGCAAAGGCAACACCGCCUGCAGAGCCAUACAUACCUGCAUCACGUGCCAAACCAUCUCAAGCACCAAAGCCAAUACCAAUUGCCAAGUGCACCAUGCCUGUGCCGCCAGCCCAGCCAGCUCCAGCAUACAAGGAGGAGGUAGCAGCAGCAGCAGCCAAUGACCAAGAUGCGAUGCGCGCACUGUGUUUCUUCAGGGAACAGAAAGGCCUGACCAACCCUACUCCCAUCGAGGCAACACCCCAGAACCUCCAGGCCUUGAUCCAUGCCACUCCCUUCACCAAAGAAGAAAUGACAGGUCCGACCGCUGAUGUGAUCUUUCAGAGAGGAACCACCCGAGAUCUGAGCGACAUCUGGGAGGAAGAUCUGGGCAACAGCUGGGACAAGGAGUGUGGCAAAACUGAUCAUGGAGCAGCGCAGGCAGCCCCAAUCCCCACUCCAAGCCGUGCACCUGCACCUGCGCCAGCCCACCCGAAACAUCCAGCAGCACACCAAGCCCAUGAGCCAAAAAUUUCCACCCCAGAGCCUAAGGCUUGUCUGCCAUUGGCCAAGCCAGCCCCUGUGCACAGCCCCUACUUGUCAAACUUGAGCACGGAGCCGAACAGUGCGAGCAGCAUGGCCUCACCAUCCACACCAGGCACAGUCACCUAUGCCUACGAAAUCCUGGACUCAGAUGAUGAGGAUGAGGCUCAAAAGCAAGCAGCAGGAGCAGCAGCAGGAGACAACAGCCAUGAAAACCACAAUGGCACGGCUGCAAACGGCAACCAUGGCAAACCAGCUGAGGUGAACGCGGACAACAGCAAAGCAUCAGCAAAGGAGUCAGCAAACACUGGCACAGCAAAGAACAAGCAAACAGAUGUCAGCAAACUACCUACCCUGAACAAGCUUCAGCUUCCAAAGGAGAAGGUCCAGAACUUCGACCUACCAAACAUCGUAAUCUCUGAGGGUGCUACACCGUUGACAUUUGAUGGGUACAAGGAGCGCCAAGCUCUAUUUGUCAAGUUCAAGAGGCUUUCAGUCUCAGUGGCCAGGUCCCACACAGAUCGCGAGCUUGGUCGUCACCAACAAGGCAAGGCCUCUCAGGUUACACUUGAUAUCUCCACUACAUCAGAGCACGAGACAAAGGAUGUGAUCGAACAACGGUUGGACUUGGACCUAGAUGGUGGUUCUGAGGAUGCUGCACGCUUCGCUUCUGGAGCGAACUUGGAGAACAUGCUUGCCUUGCCCGACAUGUUCGGGGGAGGACUAGUCCCGGCGGUAAACGAGCAGCCGCCGCCAGAGGAGAAUGGGAAGGGGGGCCGCCGGAGAAGGAAGGACAAAAAGACCGAUGAGAAUGAUGAGUGCGAUGUCGAUCCCUGCGAAGCAGCUGUGAAGUUGGCAAUUCAGCGAUUGGAUUUGUACCUAGAGGAUGCUCGUGUCGCACAUCAAGCAAAUCGAGACAACGUUGCAGUAGAUCAUGCUCCACGUGCCUCAGCUUCGUCGUCUUCGCAUGCUGCAGUCCGAGCAAAUCUGCAUGCCAUGGACGACAAGGGUUCUCGAUUCUGGAGCUUGUUGGUUCAACAAAUGGCCGAUGCAGCGGUAGAUCUUUGUACCAGUCUUGGAGCAUAUAUCCCACAAACUCAUAUGAUCAGCCGGCUAGCUCGCAUUGCUACAAGUGGCCAACACCCGUCGAAUGCUGAAAGAGACCUCCACCAUAUUUUGGAGAAGCUCAGUCUUCAAAUCCAGCCUACAGAAGUUGAUGUCAGGAUGUGGGACCACAAGAACAGCCGUGUAGUUUGGACCAAGGUGCCGGUAAUCAUGCCAGACUCAAUGGCAUCUGCUAUUUGGACCAUGGGUGGCAAAGACAUGUUUCAUUGGUUUUUCUGCGGGGACAUGUCCCAUGAACAGAUUGAAGAGUAUUGGAACCAUGUCCAUUCUACAUCAGAGUGGUUUCAAGUACAUCCUGCUGCCACAUACCCACGUCGGGGCCUUCUCCCUUUGUCACUUUAUGGAGAUGAGGUUGCUACAUACAAAAACUCUGAAGUUGGGAGCAUCAUGGUCUUAGCAUGGACAUCGGACUUUUGCUACAACCGGCCUCCGCUCUUGAGGUAUUGUCUGCUGACAACGUAUGCUGAAUAUCUUGAGUCUGAUUUCACUUACAAUGACAUCAUGUCAGCGGUAUGUGAUCGGAUCAUCAAGAUGACCGACAUUCGUGAACAGUUUGUGUGGUCUGCUGAUUACACCUUUAUGUUCUCAAGCAACCAAGGUGACUUGAAGUACAUGUUGCACAAGCACAAACUGUUCAGCUAUAUGAGCAAUGAUAUGUGUAGUUGGUGCCGGUGCUGCAAGGUGCAUGCACAAGUCUCCAUGACUCUUGGGGACAUGAGGGAAGAUGCGGCCCACAGCUCUACUCUGAUAAGCCAUCAAGAGUUCAUGCAGUCGACGACACCUGAUGAAAGCAGCUUGCAUGAUCAGUUUUGGUAUUCCUUUGUGAGAGUGGGUGCUUCGGUGCAUGGUCCAGGGGGGCGCUAUCCGUUUGUUCUUCAACACCGUCUUGGUGAAGCUUUCAAGCAGUUCGGUGUAUGGAAGAAGCAAAAUCGCCAUACCACCACCCAAGCAAGGUUCACUUGUUCUCGUUUGCACCGCUUCACCCGGGCUGACUAUCCGGCUUUACAGUCCAAAGGUAUUGCUGGUAAGCGAUUGAGCUUUUGGCUGGCAGACGCUGCAACCUUUUGGGCAACCCGCCCAGGUGCUUCAGACUUGGAUAAGCUUGUGGCCACAACGGCCGUUGCGUACAAAAACUUUUUGCAGCUGCUGUCUGAGUACCCCUUGGUGUUGAGUGAAAGGAUGGCGACACAGAUUUACAAAGCAGGGCAGCUGCACCUUUUGAGUUACGCUCGUUUGAGAAGCUUGUCAGCAGCUGUUACAGGAGCUCAUAGUGGCAACAGGUCAUUGUGGCAGCUGGCGCCGAAGCACCAUUAUCUGUACCAUGUACUUCGUACUGUGAAGCAGACUCGAAUCAAUUGUCGUUUCUACCAGUUGCUCUCUGCAGAGGGUUUUGUCGGCCUAGUUUCCCACAUCGCACGUGUUUGCCACCGAGCAAAUUUGACGAGACGUGUGAUCCAGCGCUACAAGAUCCAAGUGGCACGGUUUGCACGGCACAAGUAUCGCGAAGUGAUAAAAAUGUGCGUGUGA
Durusdinium trenchii is the source of this 3312-nucleotide messenger RNA. NCBI's taxonomy places the organism in Eukaryota, Dinophyceae, Suessiales, Symbiodiniaceae. The record is from the annotation of a GenBank genome assembly.